UUCUCCCACGUUUUUUCUUUCUUCAUUGAUGGCUGAUCCUAGUCCCGCAAGUUUUGGGACGCAGGCAAAUGCGUUACUCAGGAAAAACUUAACGUACCAGAGGAAACAUAUAUGGACGCUCAUCCUAGUUCCACUCUUCCUCUGCUUAAUUCUCCUAGCGAUUCAGCAUGUGAUGGAUGCGCUCAUGAAGAGUGUCUCUGAUAUGGCUGGUGACUGUAAAAGUAACCCUAAUUUAUCUGGUGGUAAGUGUCCCAUCCCAAACCCUCCAAUGUUGCCUCCCAUGUUGCAGAUUCCACAACAUGAACUCCGUUCUGUUAAAACCGAUUUUCUUCCCUACAAAGACCUCCCUGACAAGUCAUGUAGAGGAACAAUGGGAGGAUCUUGUCCGGUAACUAUACUUAUGACUGGUGACAAACAGCCCCUUGGUAAAUCUUUAUCCGCGAAUAUAUUUUCUACCUCUUUCGCGGUUAAUUCCUCCGACCUCUUGCCUACUUUAGCCAAUAAUGUCUUGGGCACAACAAUCGCAGCAGAUAAAAACAAUUACGCAGAUCCAGGGCUUGCCUCAGGUCUCCUUAUCUACAGUAUCCAACCUCUUUGCAAUGCAAACUCUACAUGGCCACUCUCUCUUGAAAAAAUCCAGACAGAGGUGAAGUGUGUUCAAGGGUUGUGUCUCUGGAGAAAUAACUCUGCAGAUGUCAAUAAUGAGCUUUUCAAGGGUAGUUAUAGGGGAAACCCUGCUGGAAUUACAAAUGAGAUCGCUGCAGCAUACGAUCUCAUGAGUACGGAUAAGAGGAACUUCAAUGUGACCAUCUGGUAUAACUCAACCUACAAAGACGAGUUUUCAAUUGGGCCUGUGAAGCUGAUCCGAGUUCCCCGAUCUAUCAAUCUGGUACAAUAUAUUGUACUCUCAAGACAUAUGCAUCCACUUACAAUCGUGUUUCUCUCAUUGUUUUUUUUUUUUUUUUUUUGCCAAGGAUUUGAAUUUCAUAUAAAUAUGAGAAGAGUUUGUAAGACUUUACAAAAUAAUAUAAGCUAGAUGGGAUGCACUUCGGCAAAAAAAGAUUAAAAACAAAGUGUAACCCAUAAUAGAAGAUUUCUAGUCAUUCCUUAGCCAAGUGAGCAUAAGGUUUUUGAAGCUCUUCUUGCUGUGUUGUUUCCCCAAGAUUGUAUCUCUGAUAUUGCGAUCAAUGAGCUUGUAAAUCGUUUGGGGAGUAGACGAGAUCCCGUCAUGCAGACGUUUGUUUCUUUCUCCCCAAAUACUAUAGAUAGUGGCGUGAGCAACCAUCCUUUUAAGU
Molecule: messenger RNA, 1295 nt
Organism: Raphanus sativus (radish)
Lineage: Eukaryota; Viridiplantae; Streptophyta; Magnoliopsida; Brassicales; Brassicaceae
Product: ABC transporter A family member 12-like
Exons: 6
Coding region: 29-1036 (335 amino acids)
Biological process (GO): lipid transport; transmembrane transport
Cellular component (GO): membrane; intracellular membrane-bounded organelle
Molecular function (GO): ABC-type transporter activity; lipid carrier activity
Source: RefSeq, a predicted model, not a curated record